Messenger RNA from Bufo gargarizans (Asiatic toad), 1410 nucleotides. RefSeq names its product kinesin-like protein KIF22. Bases 681 to 1082 code for a protein of 133 amino acids. Gene Ontology annotation, cellular component: mitochondrial nucleoid. Gene Ontology annotation, biological process: mitochondrial transcription; transcription elongation by mitochondrial RNA polymerase. Gene Ontology annotation, molecular function: DNA polymerase processivity factor activity. The transcript has 5 exons. NCBI's taxonomy places the organism in Eukaryota, Metazoa, Chordata, Amphibia, Anura, Bufonidae. The record is from RefSeq and is a predicted model, not a curated record.
UUAAAAGGUUUGCCCAGUCUUCUGUAAACAAAAAGUGAACGUUUUGGGGCCACUAAUCCACCAGUUUGUUACACAGCAGUGGUUUAGCUGUCCAUGUCAAAACCAGCCGUUAGAGCGCUGGGUAGUAAAAGAAGUAAUACAUUAUCUGAGAUGAGACUGGAGACAUUGGCUACAUGCACAUUGUGCAAAUGAAGCUGCGGACAGUGCACAUCGGUUCACUGCGUGUGCAGCAGGGUGCCCAACCAGGAAGCAUCUUGUGGGCAAAGCACUAAAAUAUUCCCAUUGUUAAUGGUUUACAUUCUGUGGAAUUAUAUUUGCUGCUGGGAGACAUGUCAGAGCCUCAGCCGUUCCUGUGUCAGAUACUGUGUUGUGCUCUUGCUCACACCUAUCCUGCUGAUCACCCACCAUAAUCGAUGAGGCCACAGAUGUAUUUAUGGUUCUAACGUGAUUAUAAAGGAGAUAAAACUGGACAGACCUUUAUCUGUUUGUUUUCCGGUGGGAUUAAAUGAUGUAUUUCUCUCUUUUAAUUCUUCCCCUUUUCCAUUCCUCAGAGGUUGAAGGUGAAGCAGAAGGAGCUGGAGGACAAAUCUCUGGCAGAUGAGGCUCUUUUUGAGAAAUCAAACAACUCACACUUAGAGUUGUCCGAUUCCAGCGUGAGCGAGAGCAUUUUCCGGGAGCCUAUGAUGACUCGCUCCACUGCCAAGACCAAGAAAGUGCUCCGUGUCCUGCCACUGCAUGAUUUCAAUCUAAACACCAAAGAAAAAGGGAUCAUAGUAAUUGAGAAGAAAACGCAGGGAACCCCCACAGGCUGCGAGAACAUGCCUGGCUGGGAGUUGACUCUGCGGACAGAUCUGCUCCAGAAUGGCCGAGAGAAACUUCUGAAUCUGCUGAAUGAAGGCUCGAUAACAGAGCUCAAGUCCUUGCAGAAGAUUUGGGACAAGAAGGCCAAGCUCAUUGUGGGUUGGAGGGAGGUCAACGGCCCAUUCAAAAACUUGGAGGACCUGGCCUCUAUAGAAGGGAUAUCUGCCAAAUUUGUCGACAUAUUUUUAGAGGCCAACAUCCUGAGAAUAGUAGCAAGAUGAAGACGCCCCAGGACCCUUCACUUCUCACUGAGAAGCCUUCACCUCAUGGAUUCUAUGAAACCUCUUAUUCGACUGCCUCGUGUACAUUCCUAUAGUCUCCACCAACCCCCUGGUACAUGAGGCUAGUGGGGGGCCUCCUUGUGUUCCACCUCUCAUUGUGACUCUUUACCCUCCUCAGUGUGAGGUCGGCGAUGGCAGGAGCGUUGUCUUAUUUUUGGAUUAUUUUUAUUAUCAUUUUUUAAUGUAUUUGGUUGAAUCUGUGCAGUGAGCUGCCCCCCACCCCACACAGGCAUCAUACAGAUGUGUCUAUAGGAUCUCCAUAUACUUA